Messenger RNA from Terrapene triunguis (Three-toed box turtle), 1957 nucleotides. RefSeq names its product lanC-like protein 2. The transcript has 9 exons. Lineage: Eukaryota; Metazoa; Chordata; Testudines; Emydidae. Bases 44 to 1372 code for a protein of 442 amino acids. Gene Ontology annotation, biological process: carbohydrate metabolic process; peptide modification. The record is from RefSeq and is a predicted model, not a curated record. Gene Ontology annotation, cellular component: plasma membrane.
GCGGCUCGCCGUGCAGCAGGGGGCGGGCCGGGGGCAGGCUGCCAUGGGAGAGAGCAUGUCCAAGCGACUGAAGCUGCAGCUGGGGGGCGAGGCGGAGAUGGAGGAGCGGGCGUUCAGCAACCCCUACCCGGACUACCAGCUCCACGGAGCCGCCGCCGCCACCUCCUCGAGCCCAAGCGAGGCCGCGGAGACCCAGCGGGACCCGGCGCCCUCCCCAGUCGGGGAAGAGCCUGAGUCCCUCCCCUUCGGCCCGGACGGGAAGCAUAGCCUAUUGAGACUGAACUUGGCUGACAUUUCAAAAAUGAAACUAAUACGUCCAGGCAUAGCCCUUUUAUACCUACAACUAUACCGCGUCACAAAAGACCAGAAGUACUUGCAGCGAUCCCUGGAUUAUGUGAAGAGAAUACUUCGUAAUCUGAAUGGACGAAGGGUUACUUUUCUCUGUGGUGAUGCUGGACCCCUGGCAGUAGGGGCAGUAGUGUACCACAAACUAAAGAUUGACAGUGAGUCUAAGGAGUGCAUCACAAAGCUUUUGCAGCUCCAGAGAACGAUCAUAAGCACAGACUCUGAACUUCCAGAUGAGCUUCUUUAUGGCAGAGCAGGUUAUCUCUAUGCUUUGCUCUAUUUGAAUACAGAAAUUGGUCCAGACGCUGUACCUCAGUCUGUUAUCAAAGAGGUGGUAGAUGCCAUUAUUGAAUCAGGUAAAAACUUCUCAAAGGAGGAACGCAAGACUGAACGCUGCCCUCUGUUGUACCAAUGGCACAGGAAGCAGUACAUUGGAGCAGCCCAUGGCGUGGCUGGGAUCUAUUAUAUGCUAAUGCAGCCAGUUUCAAAUGUGGAUCAGGAGACCCUGACGGAGCUGGUGAAACCGAGCAUUGACUAUGUACGUCAUAAAAAAUUCAGAUCUGGGAACUACCCAUCAUCAUUAAGCAAUGAAACGGAUAGACUAGUCCACUGGUGCCAUGGUGCACCGGGAGUCAUCCACAUGCUAAUGCAAGCUUAUAAGAGCUUUAAAGAGGAUAAAUAUUUGAAGGAUGCCAUGGACUGCAGUGAUGUCAUCUGGCAGAGAGGUUUGCUGAGGAAAGGGUAUGGAAUCUGCCAUGGGACCGCUGGCAAUGGCUACUCCUUCUUAUCUCUCUAUCACCUAACUGAGGACAAAAAGUAUCUCUACCGGGCUUGCAAGUUUGCAGAGUGGUGUUUAGAGUAUGGUGCACAUGGAUGUCGUAUUCCUGACCGACCCUACUCUCUAUUUGAAGGCAUGGCGGGAGCUAUUCAUUUCCUAUCGGACAUAUUGGUACCAGAGACUUCCCAGUUUCCAGCAUUUGAACUUGGACCUCAAAGGAGAGAAAACAAAGUGGAACAGGACAGCUAAGAGAUCUGCUGCAAUGGAAACUUAAUGUCAAGAGUGACAAGACUGUCUAGUGCCUCUGAUACUGAACCAACUUUAAAGCCUAAACAAGUGACAAGGAAAUCCCUCUUCACACCUCUUUCUCCAAAGGACCACAAGUCAUUAAAGCAUGAAUCAGAAGCCAUGCCCAGGUUUUAUUUAAGUGAUGCCUUCGGUGGUGGGAAAAGAGAGAUUAAGUUUUGAACUCUUUUUUGCAGUUGUUCUCUUCAGGUUUUUCAAGUGUUUGCAUGUUUCUUCGUGUUGUCCAUAGUUGUGAGUCUUUCGUUGUAAGCCAAAAGCUGUUUUCUUGUGUGAAUCCCACUCUUGUCCCUUUUGUGCAUGAGUAACAGCAGCAGGAUCGCUAUUUCUGCAAUGUGACUGUGGAUAAGGUUCCACUUGACCUGACAAAUGAGAGAGUCCAGUGUAGUAUAGUGACCAGGUUAAUACAUAGUUAUCUCUUAAAUGAGCUGAUAAUUUUCAAACAAAACAUAAAGCUUUUCUGUGCUGUACUUCUCUGUUUCUUCAUAAGAAACCUUUUUCUCCCCAUCCUCUAGAACAGGGGUGGGCAAC